CUCCGUAUAGUUCAGUAAUCAAAUGGUAUAGCGCAUAUUUGAAGCAUCCAUUGCAUCCAUUUUAACAGAAAUUAUUUAUAUUUAUUUUGUGGUAUUGUGAAUUUUAAUUUUUUUAAAACGAAACAAAAAUGGGUGGCGGAGAUUUGAAUUUAAAGAAAUCAUGGCAUCCAAAUACAUUGAAAAAUCAAAAGCGUGUAUAUGAAGCAGAGCAAGCCAAUGCGGCCGAAAAGCGUAAAUUGCAGGAACUACAGCGUGAGAUACAACAUGAACGAAAUUUCGAAGAGUUGAAAAAAAUUGGCCAAAGUUCAGGUGUUCUGGCUGCUGACGACAGCAAACGGCUCGAAUGGAUGUAUAAAGGUUCCGAAAGUACAUUGAAUCGUGAAGAUUAUUUAACGGGUCGUGCGAUUGACAAACACUUUGAACAACAAGAUAAAAAUGAACGACAAAAAGAAGCCGCCAAAUUGGUCGGUGUUACUGAGCCCAUAAAUCAUGUCGAACAUGAAUGCAUACCAUUCUCUAUACGUGCAUUUCGGGGUGCACCCGCGAGCGAAGACCAAGUUGAUUUGCAGCGUAAAAUUAUGGAAGAUCCAUUGAUGAUGAUACAACAACGUGAAAUGGAAACACGUCAAAAAUUAUUGCAAAAUCCAGUGAAAUUGAAAGAAAUCCAUCGACUUUUGCAGGCUGAUAAAAAAUUAAAAGAAUCAUCGUCGCAUAAAAAGAAGAAAAAAUCGAAAAAAUCACACAAGAAAGGCUCACAUUCGGAUUCAAAUGAUAGCGAUGAUUUAGACUCACAAUUGGCCAAAAAAUAUAAACAAUUAUUGGGUGAGAAGGGUGAACAAUCGGAUGUGUUGAACAUUGAUAAAUUGUUGCAUGAAAAAUAUGAAAAAUUAUCGUCGGAAUUGGAUAAAAUAAAAAAAUCAAAAAAGAAGGAGAAAAAGAGUAAAUCGAAAAAGGAAAAAAGAGGCAAGAGUAGCAGCAGUGACAGUUCUGAUUCAAGUGCUGAAAAAUCGAGAAAAAAUAAACCAAAAGAUUAUAAACGACAUGAGUCACCGAUGAGACAUCGUUUCGAUAGAAACGAUGACAAAUAUGCCAGAGAUCGUUCAGGUCGUUCGCCACAGCGAAAUCGAUUCAAUCAAUCAAGAAGAUCUAGAUCACCGAGAAGAAAUGAUUGGCAACGUAAUGAAAAUAAUUCGCGUUUUAAAAAUGGUAGAAACGAUCGAUUUGACAAUUCACGACGUCACCCAAAUUCACGUCGACGUUCAAUUUCUCGACAAAGAUCUCGUUCACCACGUCAAAAUCAACAGGUCGAACGAAGACCCAAUUAUCGUGGUGGUCGCAAUUCAUCCAUUUCACCAGCUCAAAAUGCGUCGUCUCGAAAUAAACGGAACUCAUCGUUUGAUCGACACCGAAACCAAAGGAAUGACAACCACAAAAAUGAGCGUCGUCGCAACAGCAAAUCAAGGUCAUUGUCACCAAAACGAAAAACGAGACGGUUAUCACGAUCCCGUUCCAGAACUCGUUCAAAUGAACGACAAGCAAGAAAAUCACGAACCCAACAUAGAAAUGAAUCAAAAUCACCUGAAAAACCAAAAUCUUCACUAGAAAACGAUAAGAAUCAUACGGAACGGGCGGUGCGAACAGUUGCAUUGCCACCAAAAAAACCUGCAUCCAGAUCGGCAAGUAGCAGCAGCAGCAGCAGUAGCAGUGGUUCGGAUUCAGAUGAUAGCCGGGAAAAGAGAGCACCACUCAAUUAUGGCCUGGUUACAGCCGGCGGUGAAAAAAUUGAAUUAAAAAAUGACAAAAAAUACGUGCCAACUGUUGUAGAAAAAAAGACCACAUCGACGUUUAUUCCGCCGUCGCAACCAAAAAAGAAAUUAACCGAAGAGGAAAAAGAGGCACGUUUACGUGAAAUGCAACAGAAUGUCAAAUGGCAUGAUAAAGAGCAAAUUUUAAGCCGACAGCGUCAUGAAGAACGCCAAAAACGUGAAACCGAACAAGAGAAAAACAUGGAAUUUGAUCGCAAUUACAUUCACAAAGAGAUGCACAAGGCGCUGACAAAUCAAAAUAGCGUUGAGGCUCGAUUGAAAUCAAACAAAAAUAAUAUUCAACGAAUGUCUAGUUCGAUGCAUUCACAUUUUGCACGAAAAUAAAUAAAAUGAAAUCAUCUUAAGAUGACAGAAAAUGAGGAAAAAAUUA
Contarinia nasturtii (swede midge) is the source of this 2196-nucleotide messenger RNA. It is a transcript of the gene Cwc25, whose product is annotated as pre-mRNA-splicing factor CWC25 homolog. The transcript is spliced from 3 exons. NCBI's taxonomy places the organism in Eukaryota, Metazoa, Arthropoda, Insecta, Diptera, Cecidomyiidae. Gene Ontology annotation, cellular component: U2-type spliceosomal complex. Gene Ontology annotation, biological process: mRNA splicing, via spliceosome. The coding region runs from base 129 to 2150 and encodes 673 amino acids. The record is from RefSeq and is a predicted model, not a curated record.